Messenger RNA from Gigantopelta aegis, 3954 nucleotides. RefSeq names its product atrial natriuretic peptide receptor 1-like. The record is from RefSeq and is a predicted model, not a curated record. Gene Ontology annotation, molecular function: peptide receptor activity; guanylate cyclase activity; ATP binding. Gene Ontology annotation, biological process: receptor guanylyl cyclase signaling pathway; intracellular signal transduction; protein phosphorylation. The transcript has 25 exons. NCBI's taxonomy places the organism in Eukaryota, Metazoa, Mollusca, Gastropoda, Neomphalida, Peltospiridae. The coding region runs from base 1 to 3954 and encodes 1317 amino acids. Gene Ontology annotation, cellular component: membrane.
AUGGAACGUGUUGGCGCUGCAAUAAGAAUUGCAUUUGACAGAGUUAAUUCUGAAAUCCUCCAUCCCAACUAUAAUCUUGUACCAGUGGAACGAGCUUAUGACGAUGUUUGUAGUGCUCGGAAUGCUACAGGUGUUGCAGCCGACCUGUUUUAUACAGAAGAUGUCGUCGCACUGGUUGGACCAGCCUGCACGUAUGCAUUGGACGGGGUUGCUAGGCUUGCGGGCUUUUGGAACAUUCCUAUUAUAACGGGCCUCGGGGACAGCGGACGAUUCAAGAACAAAACCGACUUCCCGACCAUGACGAGGUUCGCUUACUGCCAGUGUCGCCUUCGAAAGGUGUUCGGGAGUGUGUUCCGCCGCUUCAGAUGGACCAACAUCGUGGUUAUCUAUGACGUGAACGACGCACACUCUGACGUGCUAGGGGAAACACUGAGGGAGGGUCUCCAUUUAGGAGGCUACGUUCCCUACAUGCUGCAGUACUACAGCACACAAGGCACCAACAAACACAAGCUCUUGAAGCUGGCUGCUGCCAAUGCUAGAAUCAUUCUUCUGAUCGUACCGGGUAACUCCCUCCGAGCGUUCAUGCUGGCUGCAAAUGAUUUGGGCUAUUGCGCAAGUGGCGAAUUUGUUUUCUUUGAUGUCGAAUUGUUCCCGUUCAGAGGACCUUACUGGGGUAACCACCAUUGGGCAAGAAAUGAUUCAGAAGAUGCACGUGCCAAACGUGCGUUUCAAUCCCUGUUGAAGGUUUCCUUACACACGCCUACUAGAGAGGACUGGACAAAUUUCACCCAGAAUGUUGCCAACAUGUCGGAAGAAUACUACAAUUUUACUUUUGGACAGGAAAAGGUAAACUACUUUAUUGGUGCUUUUUAUGAUGGCGUAAUUCGAUACGGAAUGGCACUGAAUGAGACAAUAUCAGCUGGCAUCGACCCCCGGGAUGGCUAUGCCGUCACCAAACGCAUGUGGAACAGCACUACGCAAGGUGUUACUGGAGAUGUUAUUAUAGACAACAAUGGCGAUCGGGAUACCGACUUCGAUAUUCUAGACAUGGACCCCGAAACUGGCGAAUUCCGGGUGGUUGCCAACUAUUGGGGGAAAACACCGGGCUAUUCGCCGGUUAAAGGAGUAUCCAUCCACUGGAGCGGCGGGCAGCUGACACCUCCCCUAAACAUCCCACACUGUGGGUUCGCCGGUGAGGGUACCGGCUGUGAACAUUCAGAAGGCUUGUCGGCGUUCGCCAUUACCCUGAUGGGCUUGUUGGGAGCUGCCGUCGUCAUCCUCACAGUGGGGUUCUUCCUGUACCGGAUAUCUAGUUUUCUAAAUUUUACGGGGAAGCAUUCCCCCGAACCCCCUAGAAACUGCUUUUCGCUCUCGACCUCACUGUGGAAUCUUGCCAAUUCCUCCAAUGGCCUGAGUAAUAAUCGUGUUGGUUUCAAUGACGUCGGCAAGCAGUACUUCACGCGCACAGCCACGUACAAAGGCGCUCGAGUAGCUGUAAAGAAGCUAGCUGUUGACAAGAUUGAUCUCACCAGACAGCUCUUACUCGAAUUAAAACAGAUGAGAGAAACGCACCACGAGAACUUGGCACAAUUUAUAGGAAUCGUGCUGGGAACCAGGAAAAACUUCAUUAUCACAGAGUACUGUUCAAAAGGAAGUCUGCAGGAUGUUCUGCAAAAUGAGGAUAUUAAACUGGAUUGGACUUUCAAAUUGUCUUUACUGAGAGAUAUCACCAGGGGUAUGUCGUUUUUGCACCACUCGAACAUCAAACAGCAUGGGAGACUUAGAUCACCGAACUGCCUUGUUGACAGAAAAUUCGUCCUUCAAAUCACAGGGUUUGGACUUCCCACAUUAUACGACGAAAGUGAAAAUGGGCAAGAAAAUGCCUCCCAUGCCUACUUUGAAAAGCUUCUGUGGGUUGCGCCAGAGCACCUGAAGAACAACUUGCGAGCCGGGGGGUCUCAGAAGGGUGACGUGUAUAGCUUUGGGAUUAUUCUACAGGAGGUCAUCACGAGGACUGCGCCGUUCAGCAACUGGCGCAUUCUCAUGGAAGUUAAAGAUGUACUAAGCGUUACAUAUGGAGGUGUACUGAAAAUGCUGAGUGGCAAGAAAUACCCCCAGAAUGUCAGAGCCCUCAGGAUGCUGGUAGAAGAACUACUUCGACACGUCUUUGCCAAAUAUGAUUUGGAAAGCAUGGGUUAUCUUGAACAAAUUUUAGAUGAUAUUGCAUCUCAGAAUAGAACAGCAAAGCUCUGGGUGGAUUGUCUCAUCAAGCCCCUCUUUACAAUUCUCAAGGAGAUCAUCUACGCUAGAGCCAUGGACUUGCAGUCCAGUGCACGCGAUCUCGAUACAGACGCUCUGAUGAGUCAUGAACUAUCACCUGUCCUUACGUCCAUGUUCGAUGAGAAUGGAAACAUGAGGGAUGCCAAAACCAAAUCCAAUCUCAAGAAUGCCCUCAAAGUGGAAAUGUCAAGGAGGCUGGCUGAAAGAGAUGUGCAAGCGAUAUUCCUCGAUGGGUGUGCUGUCGUCUGGGUAGUGCCUUGGCCAUCAACUGGAACUAUACAGGACUACCUUGAUCGGUUUCGCAGUUACCUUCACAAGCAUUUGGCAACACGUGACGUAUAUCUAGUUUUCGACCGGUACAUUGAGGGUAGUACUAAAGAGACAACGCUUCGUGGCAGGGACAAGUCAGCCAGCAGGGUGUACACGUUACGUUGCACAGCUAGUCUACCACCGCAGAAAGUCAUCUUUACCGUCAUCACCAAUAAAGUACAACUGGCAGUGAUCCUGUCCCUUAUUGGCAAGGGAAUAGCACUUAAAGUUUUGAGAUCUGGUAAACACAGACUCAACUUGUUGGGCAACACAGACGCAGAAGUAUCUUUCUCGGAUAUCACAGAGCAAGCCACACACUUCAUGCUGGCCUGCUAUGGUCAGUCAAGUUGUCGGUCAUUCACAGAAGCACGACGAAAAGUGUGGGCGCUCAAAGUUGAUAUGGUGGAGCGGAUUGUAGAAAAAUCCGAACCUCCGUUUCGACCCCAGGUGGAGAAGUCGGCGUGCCCCGCGGGUUUGUACACCCUCAUGCUCAGGUGCUGGUCGAAUAACGCGGAUGAGAGACCGAACUUUGAGUUAAUUGAAAAAACAAUCAAACGACUACAAGGGAAGAAGGACCACAACAUCGUAGAGGUGCUCAUCAACCGACUGGAGGGCUACGCCGCCAACCUCGAGGUCAUCGUCGAGGAGCGCACGCAGCAGCUGUUUGCCGAGAAACGCAGAUCAGAAAUGCUGCUCUACGAGAUACUACCUUCAUCUGUGGCCAACCAGCUAAAACAAGGCUUAGCAGUCAUCCCGGAGACGUUUGAAGCGGUGACCAUCUACUUCAGUGAUAUAGUGGGAUUCACCUCCAUAUGUGCAGCUAGUUUACCCAUGGAGAUAAUUAAUUUUCUAAAUGACCUAUACUCAUUAUUCGACAGCAUCAUUGACAACUAUGAUGUGUAUAAGGUGGAGACUAUUGGUGACGCAUACAUGGUAGUGUCGGGGCUACCCAUCAGGAACGGUCGGCGCCAUGCCGUGGAAAUCUGCAGAAUGGCUCUUGCUUUCUUGAAAGGCGUCAAAGUGUUCACUAUUAAACACAUGCCGCAGACUAGGCUGCAAGUCAGAAUUGGAAUCAAUUCAGGACCGUGUGCGGCAGGUGUAGUCGGUUUGAAGAUGCCGCGAUACUGUCUGUUCGGAGACACUGUGAACACCGCGUCGAGACUGGAAACCACCGCAGAAGCUGGACAAAUUCAGAUCAGUGGCGAUACAAAAAUAAUCCUAGAUCGAGUUGGAAAUUUCGUUACCAAACUUAGAGGAGAAAUCCAUUUCAAGGGCAAAGGAACACAGAUCACGUACUGGCUAGUCGGAGAAGGUCUAGGCAAUGAACAAAGCUUAUUGCCCGAAUGCUUUGACCGCAACAAAUGA